This is a messenger RNA of Lachancea lanzarotensis, 1218 nucleotides long. RefSeq names its product LALA0S06e07250g1_1. Lineage: Eukaryota; Fungi; Ascomycota; Saccharomycetes; Saccharomycetales; Saccharomycetaceae. The record is from RefSeq and is a predicted model, not a curated record. The coding region runs from base 1 to 1218 and encodes 405 amino acids. The transcript has a single exon.
AUGGAGGAAGCAGAUCGUACAAGUGACAACAAGCCAACUCGUCCAAUUCAUUCUGAAAUUCCGUCAAGUGAUGAAGUACAAACUAACUCAUUAAUUGAGCCUGGCGCUCAUGUUAAGAACAGACCAUCUGCCAAUGCUGAAAGCUCGAUAAGCUCAGCUAGUCAUGUUGCAUUGAAGCAAACGAAGCGCGAUAUAGAGUUUUUCCAUUCAGCAAUUGUAAGUGAGGAUCUAGCUACCAUAAGGAACCCUCGUCUUUCACAAGCGAAAAUGGCUGACGCCAUCAGAGAACUGGUAAGGAGGAGGGGUUACAAAUCUGCAGAUCAUGGAAAAGAGUACAAGUUCAGAUGGAGUGACGACUCAACUUACUGUUUGAUCAAAUAUUGCCGGGAAAUCGGACCAUUUUAUGGCUUCGAACAUCUGAAAUCACCUACGGUCAAGAAACUAGAAAGAAGCAGUUUCAUUUCUCUUAAAUGGAGCUGUAUUUUGUAUGAUCUUCUGAUGUCACUGGAAUUUGAAGGCAAUGUGGUACCAACAGAGACGCAAAUCAAACAGAGGUACAGAUAUCUUACGGAAUCCAUGCAUGCCAAGCUAAUUGCUGUACCCACAGGGCAUCAAAGAAGUUCAUCCUCACUAACAGGUGCUGAAAAAGUGGAUAUAAUGCUUAAAAGGCUUCUUAAACUGAAGAAUGACAGCGAAAAGAGUAGGACGCUACUUCGAAAUCGUGCUGCCGAUCAGCGAACAAAGAAAAGGACCGCAGGCCAGAUGCUAUGCUCAAGUAGUAAUCCGUGCGUCAUUGAAAGCAUAGACCAUACCGACUCUGAGGAAAAAUCCUCCACAGAUGAAUUGAGGCAGCCAGUCAGAAGGAGCAACGGUUCAAGAGAUUUCACUUCAUAUGCGCCCUCCGUCUCAAAAGUCUCAGAACCAAUCACAGAAAUGCAUAAAUUGGUGCAGGAAAUCGUCCAGGCAGUAGUUAUAGAAAGAAAGUAUCGAGAAAUUGAUCUACAGCAGAAGGAUGUCGAGUUAGCGAUAAGACGACAGGAAUUGGAAUUAAAAGUUCGGGAUUAUAGGCAUGAAAAAGAGAUGAUCAAACAGCAAAAAUUUAGAUUUGAUGCCGAACGGCUCGAGACACUUGUGAAAAUGAUGGCCACUGCUAAAAGCUUGGGAAUUGAUGAUCCCAGUUUUCUCACCUUUUGCAAAAGCAGAUUCAUAAGUUUCUGA